AAAAUUAUAUUUUGGGGGGCUCGCAAUCCCACGGACAACUCAAAGGAGCAUACCUUGAUUAGUCGUAUCUGUCCUGCCUGUCCGCUGAUAUGAGGCUCCCGCUUGAGCGCGGGGCGGCUUUGCUUGUCCUACCCACGGCUUUUGCGCUCGACCAACCUGCAAAUUUUGGACGGAGAGAGGAACAGAGAGUCCUAUCUGCAGGAAAUGGAGUAAGUGGCGGUGGUAAAGGGAGAAAUUACCCGUUGGGUGAUAAGUUUAAGGAAUUCGCGGAAGCAUCGCUCGAGCGCUGGCGUGUACCAGGCGUGGCGGUGGGCGUUGUUGAUGGGGUAGAUAUUUGGACUGAGGGCUACGGCAUCGGCACCUUCCCCUCAAAGCCCGUAACACCAUCAACACUCUUUUACACCGGAAGCACAACCAAAGCCUUCACAGCCGCCACCGUAUCCCUCCUAAUCGCCUCCGGAAACUUCACCCCCGAAGGAUCCCCACUCUCCUGGCAAACCCCCAUCUCACACCUAAUCCGAGACGACUUCGUCCUCCCCCCAGGCAACGAAUGGGCACAGACCCAUCUCACACUCGAAGACGCACUAUCCCACCGCACCGGUUUCCCGCGGCACGAUAAAGCACUAGGCCAAUACUACGGACCCGAUCACCAUCGGGGUACCGUGCGCGAUGUAGUACGCAGUUUUAGAUACUUGCCACCUGUUACGGAACCUAGGACUCGGUGGCGGUAUUGCAAUCUCAUGUACAUGGUCGUGUCGCACGUUGUGCAGACGUUGACCGGGCAGUGGUUGGGGGAUACGAUGCGUGAGCGUAUUUGGGAGCCGUUGGGGAUGGUGGGGACGUAUUUUAGUGUGGAGGAAGCGUUGGAUAAUGGGGAGGAUGUUGCUGCGGGGUAUUAUUGGGAUUAUUCGAAUUUUGAGAAUGGGAGUGUGGAAGGGAAGGGGAAGGGGUUUGUUGAGGUUCCGAAAGAAAGCUUGUAUCUCGCUAGUGGUGCUGGUGGGAUUGUUAGUAAUGUACAGGAUUACACGCGUUGGAUACAGUGUUUGAUACGGGGAGAUCGGACCAGUCGUAAUGAGAGCGUGGAGAAUGGAUGUGAGGUUUUACCGAAGGAGGCGCAUUUGGAGUUGAAGUUACCGCGUAUUGUUAUGGCGCAUGAGAAUCAGUUGAUGUAUGACUCUUCGCUGGCUUAUGCGUUGGGUUGGGAGGUUGGUACGUAUAAGGGGCAUCGAAUCUUCACGCAUAGUGGAGGUAUGGAGGCGUAUGGUGCUGAGGUGUACUUUCUCCCGGAUCUGGAGUAUGGUGUCGUGACGCUUGGGAAUACGGCGCAGACGAGUAAUUUUGUAGGAUGGGAUAUCUCGUGGAAGCUUAUUGAUAAUAAGCUGGAUAUUCCGGAGGAAGAGAGGUUCGAAUAUACUGAGCAGGUCAAUGAAAUCUUAAAGAGCCAGCUCAAGUUACCCGAGACAGCGGUAGAUGACUUAUACCCGGAUCGAGCAGAUCCCCCGCUUCCUCGAGCACUCCCACUCGAGGACUACGUCGGUGUUUAUUAUCACCCGGCCUACCAGAACGUCACACUCGAGCUGAUUGGUAAGGAUGAAGUCUCUGGGAGUUGGCCAAGGAUAGGAGGAAAGAAGAGUGAACUCAAGGCCAUUCGCGAUAACAUGGAGUGGCAGAUGACAUUUGAAUUCGGACAUGUGUCGGGCGAAUACUGGGUGGUUAUCGUGGAUUCUUUGUAUGUGGCCAAUGGGCUUGCUAGGCAACUAGCUCGUGCUGAGUUUGAGGUUGGGGCAAAGGGUAAGGUCGAGAAGUUGAAGAUGGAGUUCUUUGAAAAUGGGAGUGAAGGUGCAAUUGUGUUCGAUAAAAUAGCAUGAUACGAUAGAGAUUCGGUUCAUAUUUAGCACAUAGAAAGGAAAUUAAAGUACACCGCACUUAAAAGUAGAACGAUAUCCAAUAUUAAUAUAUCUAAAGCUACACUAUCAUUCAAUUCCUCAGUAACAGGCUCAAGAUCUACGCCACAUAUACGCGAUGACAUCAGAGGCCUUCGCAACGCA
Molecule: messenger RNA, 2048 nt
Organism: Hypoxylon trugodes
Lineage: Eukaryota; Fungi; Ascomycota; Sordariomycetes; Xylariales; Hypoxylaceae
Product: beta-lactamase/transpeptidase-like protein
Exons: 3
Coding region: 90-1868 (592 amino acids)
Source: RefSeq, a predicted model, not a curated record